Molecule: messenger RNA, 665 nt
Organism: Raphanus sativus (radish)
Lineage: Eukaryota; Viridiplantae; Streptophyta; Magnoliopsida; Brassicales; Brassicaceae
Product: thiosulfate sulfurtransferase 16, chloroplastic
Exons: 4
Coding region: 77-442 (121 amino acids)
Source: RefSeq, a predicted model, not a curated record
AUGAUGAUGAUAUGCGUUGAAUUGAUUGACAUCCAGAUCGGUAGUGUGUUGUUGAGUCCAGUUAUUAUAUAAUAUUAUGGCGGAGGGAGUCCCAUCAUCGGUGUCGGUCACAGUCGCCCACGAACUUCUUCAAGCCGGCCACCGCUAUUUGGACGUCAGGACUCCAGAAGAGUUCAGCCAGGGACAUGCCUCUGGCGCUAUCAACGUUCCUUACUUGAACCGAGGAAAUUUCUUCUCUUUCUGGAUGUCAAAGAAUCCCAACUUCUUGGAACAAGUCUCCUCCCAUUUCGGUAAAGCUGAUGAAGUCGUUGUUGGUUGCCAGAGCGGGGGUAGAUCUUUGAAAGCCACGUCUGAGCUUCUUGCUGCUGGUUUCACCGGAGUCAGAGAUAUCUCCGGUGGCUACUCUGCCUGGACCCAGAAUGGUCUUCCUACACAAUACUGAUGAUGAUGACCCACCACUCACCACCAUAAUGUCUUUGUCUUUUUCUUUGAUAAUAAAUACAUCAGGAGUGCGUUUUCCAGAUGUAAAAUUAACCACUUUCUCUCUUCCAUUGUGUGCUUGCUCAUAUUACAGCUGUUGUACCCACAACUUAUGAGUGGGGUGUUGUGUUAAUUGCAUCGAUAUGUCCUAUUGUAUUUAUAUAUAUCAACAAAGAAUUGAGAAA